Messenger RNA from Aphidius gifuensis, 923 nucleotides. RefSeq names its product transmembrane protein 164-like. Bases 249 to 923 code for a protein of 224 amino acids. The transcript has 3 exons. Lineage: Eukaryota; Metazoa; Arthropoda; Insecta; Hymenoptera; Braconidae. The record is from RefSeq and is a predicted model, not a curated record.
UCUAUCCGAAUAUAAAAAUCAAUUUAGCUAUCAUUAUAUCAUUGGUGAUAAGAUGCUAUUUUUAGUCAUUAUAAAUUUAUUUUCUUUAUAAUUAACUAUUUUAAAUAGAUACAAAUUUCAAAUUUAACUAAACUCAACUAUUUUUAAAUUUUUAAUUACAAGUGUUCCUGUCUUGGUACCCAAGUUAAUUAAGAAUAAAAAAUCAUUCAUUCUCUGAUUUUUACGGCUUCAAUCAAGUUUGCUAAAACAUGUUUGAUUCAAUUAUUUAUAAUAAUAUAAACACCUCCAUCCCUCACGAUGUUGGUAAAAAUUGUGCAUAUCAUUUGAUUCCAUUUUAUCAGUGGUUUUUAGAAAUUUUUAUUGUGUCAAUAUUAAUUAUUUACUCAUUAAUUUAUACUUUCAAGAAUGUUACUUUACCAAAAAAAAUCAAAUACGAUAAUCGAGAAAGAACUGGUAAAAAAAUUAUUUUACUAUUGAUGGCUGUAUUUUUUGGAUAUGAAAUUGGAUAUAAAUUUUCUACUGAUACUAUUGUUCAUAUUUUGAGUCUGUGUCAUAUUGCAACAGCUAUUCAGUUAUACAUACUUGUUGCAAAACCAAGUCGACUCGUCACAGCUCUUUUUAGAAUACAAUUGAAUUAUUUAAGUGGACCAGUUCUCACGUUUUUGUUUCCUCAGUCUGAUUCUCGCAUUAUAUUUGCUCACAAAUCUGUAUAUUAUCUCCAACAUGGUAUGAUGUUUGUCAUUGUAAUUUAUUUAAUUCGAGUUGGGGGUGUAUACAAUGUUGGACCCUUGCAUGAUUUUAGCUGGAAUAUUUUAGCAAUAGCAAUAGCAGUUGCAUAUCAUUAUUGGCUUCUUUUACCUAUUGCAUUUGUAAGUAUAAAAAAAAAAAAAUUAACAAUUGUUACUGAGUUGUUUAUUAUUUAA